AUGGAGACCGACGCCAUACAUCGGUAUCGCUCACGCAUUCUUAGAGAAAUGAAUGCUAACCGCGCCAAUCCUUUCAACUCUCCGCCGUCUUCCACUGGCUCCCAUGGCACCGUAACCAUGUCGUCACUCUUUUCCGACCCCGACGGAGAGUCUACGCGCCGACUCAAUGAGGACAUUGCUCGUGUUACUGCCCCGAGAAAACUGCCCGUCAAUUGGGAGGCCGCACACCGCAAAUGGCCCCAACACUUCUCCAAGCCCGACCCGAACAAGGCACCCGUAUUUGACGAUGCCACUGAUAUACGACCUUGGAAACCACAGUCCAAGGAGAAUAGGGCGCCAGUCUCCAACGUCAAGCCCGCCGUCGACGACUCUACUCAGGAUAUCUGGACUGCGGCAACCAAAACACGUGCCGAGAUACAGCCCCGCGUCGACAACGAAUCCGAGCUCUCUUUCAUCCUGGACAAGUCACCAGCCAGACCUGCUUCCUAUUACGGUGCCGCAAGCUCGCAGAAACAUCCAAGCCCACUGUCCAAGCCGCAUGCCCGGGCGCCUUCAGAGCCUAUUGCAGAUCAACAGCGACCUUCGUCAAUUACAGAUGCCUUGAGCCGUCUCCAACGAGCCUCUCUCAGCCCUCGAAACACCAACCAAGACUCCCCUCACAUGUCCUCAGGAAAAUCUAGCUUGACCGCCGUGGCCCCCUCGCCAGCUUCCAUGGCAAGCCCCGGCCAUGACGCGUCUAACGUACGUUCAUUCUUCAUGCCAGAUGUCUCCCGCCUUGGAGACUUCGUAACUGGCACCCUCAAGUUUAGCGGCUCCAUGAAAAAUGGCGUCCCAAUUUUCGUGAAGCAUGGCAAGGUGCACGAUCGCCAGGAACGGCCCAAUACCGCUGCCCACGCACAAGUUGAUGGCAUUGAAGUUCCCGAGGAUGAAGAGAAAAUAUUUGUCUCUAUGGAUAUGAUCCGCGAUGAAAUUGUUUCCCUGCAGGCCGCCCAUGAUAAGGUUCAGGAAUAUGCAGAGGGUCUGCAGCUUCAGGUUCAAAGAUUGGAGGCUCAAUUCAGGCACGGCAGAUUCAGCGGCGGCAGCCAUGACGAAAGCGAGAAACUUUUGGCACAAAAGAAAAAAUUGGAGCUAGAGGUUGCAACUUUGCAAGCCCGGCUGGAUGACGCUUCAAGAAAGAUGAGCACGAAUGAAAUUGCAAAUGAUGCCGUCGCCCAUGAGCGUGAUAGGGCUAUUGUCCGACUGCAGGACGCGUGUGAAGACAUUAGCAAGCUCACUCGCAAGCUCAGCGUUCGAGAAAAAGAGCUAUCUACCUCACGGGAACAACUCGAGACCUCGGAUCAUAUUCGGCGGGACAAUGACACUCUUCGACGUGAUCUCGCGUCAUUGAAGCACAGUCGCGAUGCGCUGGAGCUCGAUAAUGCGUCUCUCCGCUCCGAUAACGAAAAGUUGCGCAAGGAGCAGAAGCGUCUGCGAGAACAGAUCGAUUCACUUCGCGCCCAUCAGAACAGUCGUAAUGAUGAAUGUCUGCUGGCUGAGAAUAGAUCUCUUCGCGCCAGCAACGAUAGACUGACGGAAGAAAAUGAGGACCUUCGUGAGAAUCUUGAUGGAGCCCAGCAUGAGCUGGAUGCGGCUCGUGAAGAGAUCGACACUCUCCGUGCGGCGAUAAAGACAAUCACUCAAGAAAAAUCAGUUCUCCAGGCAGACAACGACAGUCUUGUCCGACACAAUGAGAAAUAUUUCAACGAAAAUAAGAUUCUUCGACGAGAGAACUCGGGCUUUGAGCGCAGUGUUCAUGACCUGCACGAGGAAAAUCUCAAGAGAAAGGAGGAAGUUGACUUCCUGAAGCAGCAACUCGACCACUGCAGACCAUCACACAAAAACGAAGUCUAUGGUCGCUCAGACGGAGAAACGGAGGAAAACAUGACCUCGGCGUACUUCCUUCCUGAUAUCACUGUCAAGACGAAUGAGUCUCGUCCUGCUGAGGCCACGGAGACCAAAGACAUGCCCACCCUACCAGAAGUGACCGCUCAAGUCUACACACAUGAACAAGAAACACGGGAGAUGUCCCGUCGCACAAGCAACAACCGACAGCGAUCCAGAAGUAGGCCUCGCGCAUCAUCUAAAGGGGUGGCAUUCUCGAUACCAGAGAAAGCGGCCGUCCGAAACAAAAACGUUGGCAAUACGGCAAACCAGGGCAGUAAACGGCGACACGCCAAGGCACCUUUGACUACUGAGUUGGAUCUUACCCAUGACGAGGAUGAAAUGACAGGCGACUUCCAAUCUGAGGACUUUACAAACCAGGACGCGGCCAUCUCACUCAGCGUCUCCAUGAAGGACGUUAAUAUUCAGUCACACCGCGAGGUCACUACUCAAAGCAACACCUCACGACGCGCCAGCAACCCACGACCAGCACAGAAACACACAAUGGAACUGGAUACCACCGACGGACCCAACAAGACUACGAACCACGACACAUGCCCAGCUCUGUCUACCGAUGCACGCCGUGUUCUGGACGGCCUUUGUGAGCAUAGCUGCCGCAACUGUAUAGUUUGCAGUCGCAUCACGUCUCACCGUGGCGUUAUAUCUUCGUCGGAAGCAGCGUCUGGCAAAAAACGCGUCACCGUCUCGCGUCCAGUUCCAGUGACAGAUCGCAGUCUCGCCGGCGACGACCCCACAAUACGUCCCUCGCAGUCACCGGGCCACGCUCUCGCUCUUGUCAUCAAGGGCCUAGAAGAUGAGGCUGAACACCUUCAGCUGGAGCUCUCUCGCCUGCAGGCAGAGUACAAUCGAAGUGAUAAGGCUAUUGGCCGUCGCGAUCGAAUGAGCCUUGCUGAAUCUAUUCGAACAAUUUUGAAACGCAUGGAAGUGAAGAAUGAUCAAAUCUACAGCUUGUAUGAUGUCCUCGAAGGACAAAAGUUGGCUGGACAGGCCAUGACAGAGGAAGAAGUUGAGAUGACUGUUCUCAACAUCACUGGCAUGACGGUGCGAGAUGUCACUGGCGGAAGUGAACAGUUCACCUGGGAAGGCAUUCAAGAGACUAAUUAA
Metarhizium album ARSEF 1941 is the source of this 3045-nucleotide messenger RNA. Its product is annotated as rhoptry protein. Bases 1 to 3045 code for a protein of 1014 amino acids. The transcript is spliced from 2 exons. The record is from RefSeq and is a predicted model, not a curated record. Lineage: Eukaryota; Fungi; Ascomycota; Sordariomycetes; Hypocreales; Clavicipitaceae. Gene Ontology annotation, molecular function: microtubule binding.